Messenger RNA from Knipowitschia caucasica, 3807 nucleotides. NCBI's taxonomy places the organism in Eukaryota, Metazoa, Chordata, Actinopteri, Gobiiformes, Gobiidae. The record is from the annotation of a GenBank genome assembly.
AUGAUAGCAGCACCAGAGAUACCGCCAGAGUUCGCCUAUCCGGACACCGAUACAAGAUUCUCAUCUGAUACAGACUUCUCUGAGGAUAUCGAUGGAAGGAGUACAAGCUCAAAAGGAAAGGGUGGUAAGAAGGGAAAGAAAGCAGCAGGGGAGAAAGGCAAAGGAGGAAAGGGGGCAGGCCGACUAAAUGGCCACCACCAGGAAAAUGGCAUGGAAAACAUGAUGCUGUUUGAGGUAGUGAGGCUAGGCAGGAGUGCAAUGCAGUGCGUUGUAGAUGACUGGAUAGAGUCUUAUAAGCAUGACAGAGAUGUUGCGCUAUUAGACCUAAUCAAUUUCUUCAUCCAGUGCUCAGGAUGCAAAGGUGUUGUUUCCGGAGAAAUGUUUCGUAACAUGCAGAACUCUGAGAUCAUUCGACGAAUGACAGAGGAGUUUGACGAGGAUAGUGGUGACUACCCUCUAACUAUAGCAGGGCCUCAGUGGAAAAAGUUUAAAUCCAGUUUUUGUGAAUUUAUUUCGGUGCUCGUUCGUCAAUGUCAAUAUAGUAUCAUCUAUGAUGAGUACAUGAUGGACACAGUCAUCUCUCUGCUCACCGGACUAUCAGACUCUCAAGUCAGAGCCUUCAGACACACUUCAACACUGGCAGCAAUGAAGUUGAUGACUGCCCUGGUGAAUGUAGCUCUCAAUCUGAGCAUCAACAUGGACAACACGCAGCGGCAGUACGAGGCAGAGAGGAACAAGAUGGUGGCCAAAAGAGCCAACGACCGACUGGAGCUGCUGCUACAGAAACGCAAAGAGCUCCAAGAAAACCAAGAUGAAAUUGAAAACAUGAUGAAUGCAAUUUUCAAAGGAGUGUUCGUCCACAGAUAUCGUGAUGCAAUAGCAGAAAUCAGGGCGAUCUGUAUAGAAGAGAUUGGAGUGUGGAUGAAACUCUAUAGUGAUGCCUUCCUCAAUGACAGCUAUUUGAAGUAUGUGGGCUGGACAAUGCACGACAAGCAAGGAGAAGUGCGCCUGAAAUGUCUGACAGCGUUGCAGGGACUCUACUACAACAGAGAACUCAAUGCACGGCUGGAGCUCUUCACUAGUCGCUUCAAGGAUCGAAUUGUGUCAAUGACUCUUGACAAAGAGUAUGAUGUUGCAGUGCAGGCAAUUAAACUUCUCACCCUUGUUCUUAAUAGCACAGAUGAAGUCCUGACCCCGGAGGACUGUGAGAGCGUCUAUCACUUGGUUUACUCGGCUCACAGACCGGUGGCUGUCGCAGCUGGAGAAUUUCUCUAUAAGAAGUUGUUCAGUCAGCGAGAGCCAGAGGAAGAAGGCGCCCCCAAAAGGAGAGGAAGACAAAGCCCAAAUGCCAAUCUUAUAAAAACUACCGUCUUUUUCUUCUUGGAGAGCGAGCUUCACGAACAUGCGGCCUACCUGGUCGACUCCCUGUGGGAAUGUGGGCCUGAGCUGCUGAAGGACUGGGAGUGUAUGAUCAGUUUAUUGCUCGACGAUCCUUUGCCGGGAGAGGAGCCUCUCACGGACAGACAGGAAACUGCGUUGAUUGAAAUCAUGUUGUGCACGGUACGGCAAGCUGCAGAAUGCCACCCACCAGUCGGACGAGGCUCCGGAAAGAGGGUAAUGACAGCAAAGGAGAAGAAGACGCAGUUGGAUGACAGAACUAGAAUGACAGAAUUAUUUGCUGUGGCGUUGCCCCCUCUACUGGCCAAGUAUAAUGUAGAUUCGGAGAAAGUCACAAACCUGUUGCAGUUGCCGCAGUAUUUUGACUUGGAGAUCUACACGACGGGGCGUCUGGAAAAGCACCUGGAGUCCCUUCUGCGGCAGAUCAAGGAGAUAGUGGAAAAGCACACAGACACUGAAGUCCUGGAGACCUGCUCCAAGACUUACCAUGCCCUCUGCAACGAGGAGUUCACAAUCUUUAACAAAGUGGAUAUCGCUCGCUCGCAGCUGCUGGACGAACUGGUGGACAAGUUUAACCGGCUAUUGGAAGAUUUCCUACAAGAGGGGGAAGAAGCCGAUGAGGAUGACGCGUAUCAGGUUUUGUCGACGCUAAAAAGAAUCACAGCAUUUCACAACGCACAUGACCUAUCUGGCUGGGACCUGUUUAGCAGUAACUUCAAGCUCCUAAACACAGGAAUAGAGAACGGAGACAUGCCAGAGCAGAUAGUCAUCCACUCACUUCAAUGCACCCACUAUGUCAUUUUAUGGAACUUGGCAAAAUCCUCGGAGGGCAGUGCAAGAAAGGACGACCUGGUGACUCUGAGAAAACAGAUGAGAGCGUUUUGUAUGAUGUGCCAGCGAUACCUCACAAACGUCAACACUGCAGUCAAAGAACAGGCCUUCACAAUCCUGUGCGACCUCCUGCUCAUCUUCAGUCAUCAGAUGGUGGCAGGGGGUCGGGAGCACCUGGAGCCCCUGGUAUACUCCCCAGAGGACUCGCUCCAGUCCGAGCUCCUCUCCUUCAUCCUCAACCACGUCUUCAUCGACCAGGACGACGACUCCAACAGCACAGAUGGUCAGCAGGACGAUGAAGCUGUGAAGAUUGAAGCUCUGCACAAGAGAAGAAACCUCUUAGCCGCUUACUGUAAACUCAUCAUCUACUGCGUGGUGGAGAUGAAUACUGGGGCCGACAUCUUCAAACAGUACAUGAGGUAUUACAAUGACUAUGGCGACAUCAUCAAAGAGACCAUGAGCAAGACCAGACAAAUCGACAAGAUCCAGUGUGCCAAGACGCUCAUCCUCAGUCUGCAGCAGCUAUUUCACGAGAUGCUGUCAGAGCUGGGUCACGGUUUCGAUCGUUCUUCGUCUGCGUUCUGCGGGAUCAAGGAGCUGGCGCGUCGCUUCUCCCUCACGUUCGGUCUGGACCAGGUCAAAACCAGAGAUGCCAUUGCUAUGCUUCACAAAGACGGCAUAGAGUUUGCGUUCAAAGAUCCCAGUACUCAGGGAGAAGGGGGUCCUCCUCUGAACCUGGCAUUCUUGGACAUUCUCAGCGAAUUUUCCUCUAAACUCAUGAGACAAGACAAGAGGACUGUGCACAUGUACUUGGAGCGCUUCAUGACGUUCCAGAUGGCACUGCAGCGCGAGGACUGCUGGCUGCCCCUCAUCUCGUACAGGAACUCCCUACAGGCAGGGGGCGACGACGACACCAUGUCAGUGAUGAGCGGCUACUCAAGCAGGGGCUCGUCGGUGCGUUCCAAGAAAACCAAGCCCCCAGCGGCCACAGCUGGACCCUCAGUCGCCAAACGGAAACUCCCAGAAGAGGAGAGCAGCAGCAGCGAGAUGUGGCAGCAGACCAUGCAGACGCCGGUCAUGCUGCCCUCCCCUCACCUCACCUCCACCGUCAUGAGAGACCCUAAGAGGGCGCGCGAGGACAGCUACAUGGGCGUGUACCCCAUGGCUCACGACCAGACGCCACAUCACCCGCCUCAUCAUCAGCCCACGCCCCAGCAUCACCCCCCGCCCAUGGACUACAAUUCCCAGGUGACGUGGAUGUUGGCUCAGCGGCAGCAGGAAGAGGCGCGGCAGCAGCAGGAACGAGCCAUGAACUACGCCAAGCUCAGGUCCAAUCUCCAGCACGCGAUUCGUCGAGGCACUGGUCUGAUGGAGGAGGAUGAGGAACCCAUCGUGGAGGACGUGAUGAUGUCAUCGGAGGGGCGAAUGGACGACCUCAACGAAGGCAUGGACUUCGACACCAUGGACAUCGAUCUGCCUCCCUCUAAGAACCGGCGCGAGAGGUCAGAGCUCAAGCCAGAUUAUUUUGAUCCUGCCUCUAUCAUGGACGAGUCGGUCCUCGGAGUCUCCAUGUUUUAA